Syngnathus acus (greater pipefish) is the source of this 3349-nucleotide messenger RNA. It is a transcript of the gene smpd3, whose product is annotated as sphingomyelin phosphodiesterase 3. Gene Ontology annotation, biological process: sphingomyelin metabolic process. Bases 553 to 3189 code for a protein of 878 amino acids. Gene Ontology annotation, cellular component: extracellular region; cytoplasm. Lineage: Eukaryota; Metazoa; Chordata; Actinopteri; Syngnathiformes; Syngnathidae. The record is from RefSeq and is a predicted model, not a curated record. Gene Ontology annotation, molecular function: sphingomyelin phosphodiesterase activity. The transcript has 10 exons.
UCAUUGGAGAGCUGUUCGAAGUCGUACGGUGCUGAACAGAUAUCGCUCGUCGUCUUUCUCCUUCGCUCAGUCUCGCUGGCCAGACUGCUGGUUCGGGAAGGUUGGCUUCCCAUCAGCUCUUCAUUGGGGAGACAAUACACGCACGCGCACGAGGACCCCAGACGAUGCACACCUUGCCUUCAACAAAUGUAGGCGAGAUUCCCGAUCCGUACGGUCCUGAAAAAUGGUGAUGUUACAUGGAUUCCUCCUGACGUCACUGAAGUCCUUGCAAGAAUAGUUCCAUCAUGGCCACCUCCUAUCAUCAGUCUAGAAAAGAUACCAUCUGCAGAUGGUAUAAUUGUUGAAGACUCCCUAUGAACAUAAAAAUCCAAAUCAUGUAGUGCAGAUUUUAGCAAAUUGAAGGGUCUUUUCAAGAUUUUUGUUUUGUUUUAAUCUCUCAGUCUUUUGCUUGUGGAAAGACGUUUUUUUUUUUUUUUUUGUCAAUCAGAGUGUGGACAGUGAGCGAGGUGAGAAGAAAGUGACCGUUACUUUGUUAUAUUAAGAAAGACAGAGAUGGUCCUCCACAUCACCCCUUACUCCAGUUCCUGUCUUCACUUCCUGGAUGGCUUGUCAUGGAGCCUGGUGUUUCCCUGUUACUGGCUCCUGGAUCAGCUCCUGGCCUCCUGCCUGGCCACUUCACUCGAGAAGCGCCAGCGUUCUCAGGAUCCGUGUUCCCUCCUCACUUUGUGUGUCCUAAUAAUGGUGCCUCUUUACUUGCUCCUUCUCCUCGCCUCUCUGCCUUUUGCCCUUCUGGGCUUUGUCAUCUGGGCUCCUCUGCAGGCCAUCCGUCAACCCUAUCUGUACACCUACCACAGACUCGAAAAGCGCCAAGCUGAACAAGGUGAUGCUACGUCAGGGUUUGUUGGGAUCAGGGACUGGAGACCUCAGGGCAAGAGCUUCUGUUUCUGCAGUGCCAACGUUUGCCUGCUGCCGGACUCUCUGGCCAGGUUCAAUAACCUUUCAGACACACAGAGGAGAGCACGUGAAGUUGGUAAGAGGAUCAGGAAUGGUGCCUGUCGGCCUCAGAUCAAAAUCUACAUCGACUCGCCAACCAACACGUCCAUCAGCGCGGCCUCCUUCAGCAGUCUAGCCACAGGGUUUCGUCGUACUUCUUCCUUGGACCAGCGGCCAGAUCAGACACACAUUAUGAAUGGCCCAGCAGACACUGAAAAUGAACCACUUGCCGAGUGUCCCAUUCACCCUGCCGGUGCUACAGACUGCCCGCUUCAUCCUGCAGGAAUUCACGGAACCUCAGACUGUCCCCUUCACUCAGAUGCAGGAAGCACAACCGUGGACUGCCCCCUUCACUCUGUGGAGAAUAACAACAGCUCGGACUGCCCUAUACACACCUUGGCAGAGGCUCCAGAAUGUCCAAUGCACUUUUCCUGUCAUAGUGGCCUCGGUAAUCAUGACUGCUCCAUGCAUGGGAAGGAGACGCAAGCUAAUGAUGACUGCCCCAUGCAUGGAAAGGAGACGCAAGCUAAUCAUGACUGCCAAAUGCAUGGAAAGGAGACACAGGCUAAUCAUGACUGGCCUAUGCAUGGAAAGGAGACGCAAGCUACUCACGACUGCCAAAUGCAUGGAAAGGAGACACAGGCUAAUCAUGACUGCCCCAUGCAUGGAAAGGAGACACAAGCUAAUCAUGACUGCCAAAUGCAUGGAAAGGAGACACAGGCUAAUCAUGACUGCCCCAUGCAUGGAAAGGAGACACAAGCUAAUCAUGACUGCCAAAUGCAUGGAAAGGAGAUGCAAGCUAAUCAUGACUGUCAAAUGCAUGGAAAAGACCAACAAGCUAAUUAUGACUGCGCCCUACAUGGAAAGGAGACACAAGCUAAUCAUGACUGCCCCAUGCAUGGAAAGGAGACGCAAGCUAAUCAUGACUGCCCCAUGCAUAGAAAGGAGACACAGGCUAAGGCCUCCGCAGAGUGUCCACUUCACACCUCAAGUGUUCAAAUCAGCAUCAGUGCCCCUGAGCCAGACCCCCACGAGAAAGAGGCAGGAACAGGGAACCAUCAGUCAGGGGAGCUGGCAGGAGGUGAUGUGGGCAGCAUGACCGCCUCAAGAGAAUCUCUUGCCCGGUACCACGGAAGCGAUGGCUACGGAGUGAUAUCCUCGAACAACACCCUCUCGCACGUGCCUCGCACCUCAAUAUUCAAACGCCCUGGUAGAAAGCGCCGCCAUGGAGAUGAGACUUUCGACCAUGACAUUUCUGCAUUUUUCCCUGCCAACUUGGAUUUCCUUGCCCUACAAGAAGUGUUUGACCAUAGUUCAACAACACGACUGCGGCAGCAGUUACAUCGCUAUUUUCCCUAUGUGUUGAGUGAUGUUGGGCGAUACGGGUGGAAGGGCUGCUGUUCCAGGUUCAAAUUCCUAAACAGCGGCCUGCUGCUAGCUAGUCGCUACCCAAUCCUGGAUGCACGUUAUGAGUGCUACCCCAAUGGAAGAGGAGAGGAUGCACUGGCAGCCAAAGGAGCACUCUUUGCCAAGGUUCAUGUGGGCACUUCCCAUCAGGAGCAAAGGGUUGUGGGAUAUCUCACAUGCACUCACCUCCACGCCAUCGAAGGUGAUGCCUCUGUGCGAUGUGAACAGUUGGACUUGUUGCUCCAGUGGGGGGCAGAGUUCCGCCAGGCUUCAUCACAUCAUUCUGAAGGGGAAAAAGUUCUUGAAGACCUUGUAGCCUUUGAUGUCAUUCUGGGUGACCUCAACUUUGACAAUUGCUCUUCAGAGGACAAGUUGGAACAACAACAUGCACUUUUUUCUAUCUACAAGGACCCGUGUCGCCAGGGGCCAGGAGAGGACAAACCAUGGGCUUUGGGUACAUUGCUGGAUCCCAGUGGCCUUUAUGAUGAUGAGGUCGGUUCACCAGAGAGUUUACAAAAAGUGAUGGAGAACGAGGAGGGCAGAAAGGAGUACCUGGUGUUUCCUCCCAGUAAAAGCCAUUGUCCCUCCAGCAGCCAGAAGGGAAGGAACAUUCCACUUAAAGGCAAUGGACGCCGGAUUGACUACAUCCUUUACAGUGACGAGGGCCUGCAACAGGACUGGAAACUGGAAAUAGAGGAGUUCAGCUUUGUAACACAAUUGGCUGGCCUCACUGAUCAUCUGCCCGUCGCCAUGCGAUUGGCAGUCUCCACAGGAGAGGACGACUCCUAGAAUGACCACCUGUAUUUGUCAGAAAUACUACCAUUGAAGCGCGAUGGACAACAAAGAUGAACAAAUUGUGUUUUUAUGGAUAAAGAACAUCUUGAGAAGGAAGGUUUUGAGUGGCCAAAAUGGAAUAUAAUCCCAUGGAUAGGGGAUAUAAAAUACAAAA